This is a messenger RNA of Hydractinia symbiolongicarpus, 1303 nucleotides long. Its product is annotated as carbonyl reductase [NADPH] 1-like. The record is from RefSeq and is a predicted model, not a curated record. NCBI's taxonomy places the organism in Eukaryota, Metazoa, Cnidaria, Hydrozoa, Anthoathecata, Hydractiniidae. The transcript has 2 exons. The coding region runs from base 242 to 1084 and encodes 280 amino acids. Gene Ontology annotation, molecular function: carbonyl reductase (NADPH) activity.
AAGCCAUGGUUGUCUAUUUACUAGGGUAACCAAAAUAUUUAUGAAUGAUUUCAAAUAAAUACCGCGAAUAAAGGAGUUUGAUGUUAUUUAAUGAAUUAGAAAUCUGCCUUAACCUUUAAAGAGCUUUAAGAUUGUUGUUUGUUUGUGUGUGUGUUUAAAUAUGUUUUACUACUCUUUAAAUUCUGUUUUUGAUUUUGUUAGAAGUGCACUGUGACACUAUUUUCUUUAGCAUUAGUUCAACAUGUCUCGUGUAUUUGUUGUAACUGGAUCUAAUCAAGGUAUUGGGAAAUCUAUUGUUAAACUGCUUCUUCAAAACAAUGAGAAAAAUAUUGUUUAUCUUACUUCAAGAAACAAAGAAAAUGGGGAAGCAGCAGUCAAAGAUCUGCAAGAUCUUGGUUUGCAACCCGCCUUUCAUCAACUGGAUAUCACUGAUCGAAAAAGUAUUGAAACUUUGCGUGACUACUUAGUGGAAAAACAUGGUGGUUUGGAUGUUUUAGUUAACAAUGCUGGAAUGGCCUACAAGUCAGCAAGCAAUGCUCCAUUUUCAGAACAGGCUGAAGUUACUGUUAAUUGUAAUUUCUUUGGUACACUGGCUGUUUGUGAUAUAUUAUUUCCAAUUUUAAAACAAAAUGGUAGAGUUGUUCAUUUAUCCUCUACGUUAGGUGCCUUUACUUGGCCAAAGCUGAGCAAGCACAGACAGGACCAAUUAAAGGAUGAAAAUUUACAAAUAGAAGAUUUGGAAAAAUUGAUGAAAGAAUUUGUAAAUGAUGCUAAAGACGACAAGGUACUUGAAAGAGGUUGGGCAAAAUCUGCAUACGGUGUAUCGAAACUGGGAGUAUCAUUGAUGCCACAAAUCCAACAGAAAGAUUUGGAUAUACGUAACCCUGAAAAAAAUAUUCUUGUAAACUGCUGUUGUCCUGGAUUUGUAAACACGAGUAUGACAGGUGGCAAUCAUGCAACUGCUCUUACUCCUGAUGAAGGCGCAGACACACCGACUUAUUUGGCAUUGCUACCAAGGGAUGUGAAUGAACCAAAAGGUUGUUUUGUAAAAUCAAGAAAAGUUACUCCAUUUCCACCGAAAUAGAUAAAAAAAUAACAUAUAUAGUUCACAAAAUGAUUUUUUUCUUUCUUGUAAAAGCAUUUAUAUUGAUGAUAUAUCCCAUUUUAUACUUAACUAAAAUAUUAUUUUUAUGUUUCCUAGUGUACAUAAUAAAAGUAUUGUUGAAAUUGAGAGAACAAAGAUUUGAAAAUAUUGUACGCAUGUAAACAUAUUUUUUUUAAGAAGUAACAUACAUAUUGAUUA